Messenger RNA from Acanthamoeba castellanii str. Neff, 954 nucleotides. RefSeq lists its product as uncharacterized. The coding region runs from base 1 to 954 and encodes 317 amino acids. The transcript has 11 exons. Lineage: Eukaryota; Discosea; Longamoebia; Acanthamoebidae. The record is from RefSeq and is a predicted model, not a curated record.
AUGUCCUUCAUCACCAAGCGGUGGCGGCAGUUCGUGGCCAACCGGGUGGGCCAGCACGUCGAGUCCGGCUCGUUCCAGGAGAACCUCGACACCUUCAAGGCCUGCUUCCUCACCUCCUACCACCGCCACAAAAGGCACAUUCCAGUCACGCCAGAGAACAAGGCGCUGUUGGAGGACACGAGCGAGCUGGAUGCGGAGAUGACCCGGAUGUCGUACCUCAAGCAGAAGACCGUCGUCCGCAAGGACGUCCACGGGCAGGUCCUCGACCUCUUCAAAUUCGUGCACGAGCUGGGUGGCAUGGACCCGUACCCGCAGCCGCUGAAUCCCGCCAAGGAGGAGUCCUUUGAGGCCGAGCUUGACCAGGUCACCCGCCACACAGAACAAGGUGUGCACGUGAAGGGGCACAUCCUGCCCGGAACGGUGCAUUUUCCCUACACGCUCAACGAGAACGCCAUCAAGGGCAACAACUACAUGUACGGCCGCUACGAUGGUGUGGUCGUGGAUGGCCGCGAUUGGGAAAGGAAAGCGUUCGCGGCCCGCCGAUUACAGACCAGGCUCGAGAGAGUGGGCCAGUCCAUAAAGGACGAGAAGACACUGCUACGGUUCCGGAAUCCGUUCGGCAUCGCCCAGUACAUCAACCACCCUCCGGGAGGCAAACAGCCGAAUGUGAUGUGCGUUGGCUACGAAUUCCCCAACACAUUUCCUGACGAGCUCAAGCCCUACAUUCCUCACGAGCACGUCAAGGAACCCAACAUCUUCUUCAACACGAUGACCGAUUGCUACAUCCGGUCGAUCAUGUGUAUCGCCACCCGGCACAUCACCGAUGAGGAGUUGUUCCUCAACUACCGGUACAACCCGAUCAACCCGUAUCCGGACUGGUAUGUGCAACCCGACGUGGCGGAGGCCGAGCGGCGAUGGAAGAAGCCCAAGGCCUUGGCCAACCCCUUCUGGUAG